ACAUGCGUGCAUGAACGUGUAUUAUUACUAGUAUUACUAGUAGCUUGUUGCAGGGAGGACUCAUGUAGCUAUAUAUGAAUAUGUAUUGAGCUGACUGGGCUUAACUGUUUGAUAGUACAGAUGGCUCCAAAAAGCAAGUCAAAGUUACCAGAAUGGAACCUCUGUCUAUUUUGUAACCGUACCAUUUCAAAGCGAGAUAUCUCCAAACACACUGAAGUUUGCAAUGACCGUGCUAGAGUAGACAGUAACAAUAUCGGCCAUGGAUUCAUCAAGGAUAGUGUGCUGCAUGCAAUAGUCGGUAAAUCAGACUCUAAAGGAAUUCCUCAAUUUUCACCAAAGGGUGUUAUAUACUUAAAUCCUGGAGCAAUGCAGCUUACGGGCAUGUGUAUCGGGAGACCGAUUUUGUGCACAUAUGACAACCACAAGGAAGUAAUUACGGCAUGGCCCAAUUCAGCUGUGCUACCAGGGUAUGCAUCCUUCACGAAUUUGAGCCGUGACUUUCCUGGAGUAAGGUUAAAGCCAGGUGACAUGCUGAUGGCAGAGUAUUUCCUUCCAAAUCCAAUCGGUAUAUCUGAACUGAGCCUGACACCACUCAACCCUCAGAGCUUCAUGACAACUGCAGAAUUUAGGAAGUACUUUGCCACUGUGAAGAAUCAAUGCUAUGUUAGUGCAGGAAGUAACAUAUCUAUGAGUUAUCUUGGCCAGCCAUGUGAUUUCAUUGUGACUAAAAUUGUGACGCUUGAUGGUAAGACUUUUGAUUCAGGAUUGGCCAUCAAGUUUGUAACAGACAAUCAUUUUAGCGAUUCAGUCAGUGGGUUGUCAGAAAACCUGUCGAGAAUGAAUGUUGCUGACAUGCCCAGCAGUAGCUCAAUAGACUUCGAUGUAAGUUGCACAGCUGAUUCCUCCAACGAGAUGGCAACCUCUACACCAAUUAAGAAUGAAAGCAUGGCAGGGGCAACCCAGUUUUGCACUCCAGUUAAGUUUGAGGGGCUGGACGAAAAGUCACAGGACACCACAUUUUUUUAUAUAGAUAUAGACACCAGACUUGAUAUAUUUUGUGAUACUGCCAAAGGAAGCGAAAAUAUUAAAAAAAGGGAAAGUAAAACAACUUUUACUUCUAUUGGAGGUCUUUCUAAGCAGAUAGAAACCCUUAAGGAUAUGGUAAUGCUUCCACUGAAGGAAGUCGCAAGAUAUAAAGCUCUUGGUGUCCCACAUGUGAGGGGUAUACUUCUUUUUGGACCGUCUGGUUGUGGAAAAACAAUGGUGGCCAGAGCAUUGCUGGCUGAACUUGGACUGUAUUACAAGACAGUCAAUGCACCAGAUGUGUAUAGCAAGUUCCAAGGGGAGACUGAGGCAAAUCUAAGAGAAAUUUUUGCAGAGGCGGAAGCUAACACGCCAUCUGUAAUCUUUGUGGAUGACAUCGAAGCGCUCUGUCCCAGAAGAGAUGGCCGUGGCACGCAAAGUCAACAGGAGACGAGAGUAGUUUCCACCUUGUUGUCGUUGAUGGACAAUCUUGGCUCGCUCGAGAACCCUGUUGUAGUGCUAGCGGCAACUAACAAACCUGAGUUGUUGGAUCCUGCUCUUCGGCGACCUGGCAGGCUCGAUAGAGAGAUGGAGAUUCCCGUUCCAACUGCGACAGAUAGGGCUGACAUUUUGUGUAAGCUGCUGUACAACAUGCGCACUGAUCUAAGCACAGCCGACGUGGCGAGCAUCGCGGACGUCGCUCACGGCUACGUGGGAGCGGACCUCGCCGCCGUCUGCAGGGAAGCUGGGAUGCAUGCGCUGCGCAGAUGCAGGCGAAUUCCUGUCGAUGCAGUCGACAGUGAUGGGCACGUCGCGGAGGCCUCGCUGCUGCUGGCGGACAUGUUGUACGGAAUAAAGGCCGUGAAACCGUCCGCGAUGCGGGAGGUCAUGCUCGAAGUUCCGAAAGUUCUGUGGACGGACAUUGGGGGGCAGCACGAGCUGAAGCACAAGCUGAAGCAGGCGAUCGAGUGGCCGCUGAAACAUCCGGCGGCGUUCCAGCGCAUGGGGAUCAACCCUCCGCGUGGCGUGCUCAUGUACGGCCCACCCGGAUGCUCGAAGACCAUGACCGCCAAGGCUCUCGCCACUGAGAGUGGACUGAACUUCAUCGCAGUGAAAGGUCCGGAACUGUUCAGUAAAUGGGUGGGGGAGUCCGAGCAGGCCGUACGCGAAGUUUUUCGCAAGGCUCGUGCCGCGGCGCCCUCUAUAGUGUUCUUUGAUGAGAUUGACGCGCUAGCUGUUGCGCGUGGCGGGUCCGGGGGCGGCCAUAACGUUGGUGAGCGUGUUCUCGCUCAACUGCUUACGGAAAUGGAUGGAGUGGAGGCUCUGCAGAAUGUCAUCGUUGUCGCGGCAACGAACAGGCCGGAUAUGAUUGACAAGGCUUUACUCCGCCCCGGCCGUCUGGACCGAGUUGUGUACGUUUCCUUGCCAGACGUGGAAGCUCGCGAGGAAAUAUUCAGGAUACAGUUCCGCAGGAUGCCUAUAGCAGAAGACGUGAGGGUUGAAGAGCUGGCAAAGAACACACACGGUUAUUCUGGUGCAGAAAUUGUGUCUGUCUGCCAAGAGGCAGCAUUGGCAUCACUCGAGGAAAGUCUAACUGCAGAAACAAUAACAUGGAAGCACUUUGAAAAGGCUACACUUGCUGUUAAACCAAGGACUGACUCUACACUUAUUGAGUUCUACGACAAAUAUAUGUCAGCUGUUGAAAGCAAAUUUAAAACAUAGUGGAUGUUUCUACUGGUGGUUCUAAUGUGGAAUAAAAUACCUCCAAGCCAGAUUUCAGUUAUCAAAUAAAUAGUUUUUAGUGUUUAUUUAUUUCAUAGUCAAUCAUGAAACAUGGUUUCGUGUAACGUCUUGCAGUUUUUAAGGUAAAUAGCCAAUAAUAUGUUAGCAGAAAUAUCAAUGACUAUAAAACACAUCAGCACAGAUAUACGCAGCAUCUCCUUGCACGCGGUAACGACUACCCUUGCACUUGAUCAUCUUAAUAGGAAUGUGCGCUGUACAGUAAGUUAGCAUGAAAAUAAUAUGAUGGUGGUAAUA
Priapulus caudatus is the source of this 3060-nucleotide messenger RNA. RefSeq names its product spermatogenesis-associated protein 5-like. Gene Ontology annotation, molecular function: ATP binding; ATP hydrolysis activity. Gene Ontology annotation, cellular component: cytoplasm. The coding region runs from base 121 to 2745 and encodes 874 amino acids. Lineage: Eukaryota; Metazoa; Priapulida; Priapulimorpha; Priapulimorphida; Priapulidae. The record is from RefSeq and is a predicted model, not a curated record. The transcript is spliced from 2 exons.